Messenger RNA from Capronia coronata CBS 617.96, 1026 nucleotides. RefSeq lists its product as uncharacterized. Lineage: Eukaryota; Fungi; Ascomycota; Eurotiomycetes; Chaetothyriales; Herpotrichiellaceae. The transcript is spliced from 2 exons. The record is from RefSeq and is a predicted model, not a curated record. Bases 1 to 1026 code for a protein of 341 amino acids.
AUGGCUCAAGGCCCGGCUUAUUCAGGUCGGAAGUCCUCGGCGCCGUGGGACCGGCUACGGCCCGUCAAGCAGGAUCCUCUAGAAAGCAUGGGUUUUGUGUCCAAAGGCGACAACAGGCUUCUGGAUCCGAAAACACAGGAGACCUUUUACAACAAGAUUGUUGCUCGAUAUAUGCAGUUUUGCACACAACAUUCCAAGGACCUUGACAGCGCGUUCGCGUCUCUCACGCUCGACGAAGGCCGAUCCACUUCGGCUGAUCCAGCCCGCAGCCCUGCGCUACCAGCACCAGCCGCUAGCAUCGAACGACGUCCUCUACCUCCUCAGGUAAGCCUGCAGAUGGGAUCUCCUGCUUUUCAGGCUCGCCAGCCCAACGAAAUGUCUGUGCCAUCACCGUCGGCAGAGCUGUCCACGAUUCUAUUAGCGCUUCGAAAACUGAGAGAAGGAUUACUAGCAACGUCGGCCACAGCACCCUCGCCUGUAUUUUCGCAACGCGUCCACGUCUUCAACAUAAGAGCUGCCAUACUGGCUAGACACCCACCUGGAUACCAUGCUUCGCUCUUGCACUUGUUGUUUGUUCUACACACUCCGGCACAUCCACUCCCGACAUCGGAAUUGGUCGAGAUGACGACUUAUCUGAUCCUUGACACCGCACUACGACAGGACGACCUAUCCGAAGCGUACACUUUGAGGUACAACAGCAAGGUGAAGUUCGGAUAUAAGAGCAGGGCUGUUGACAGCAUACUGCAAGCCGUGGUCAUGGGUGACUGGGUCACGUUUUGGCACGUGCGGCAGAAGGUGGACGGCUACGUUCGAGGCCUCCUCUAUUGGUACAUCGAAACCCAACGCAAACUAGCACUCAAAGCCAUCGGCCGCGCGUAUUACACGUGCGACGUCAACUGGAUCAUCCAGAGCGCGACCGGAGGCGACUUCAGCUGGGACGAACUUGUCGAAGCAGAAGAUGUGGGCUGGGUGCGGGAGGGCGACAGGGUGAUCAUCCGCAAGCCGAAGUCCAAGUCCGCUAAGUGA